CUCUCAUAUAUGUCCUGCCCCCGCUGCCUCGACUGGUCAAAUUUCAUCGCAAAAUGAAAAUUUGAUAGCUCUCUUGAUUGAUCGGAGCGAGUCACCUCUAGCUACCUUCACAUCCCGAGACUGCUUAGCCGACAGAAGGAGAGGAUGAAGUGGAACAAGACGUGAUAGCUGAUCAGUGGGGAGAGGGGGGGUUGCUCGGGACAGCUGCUGCUCCCCAUGGCUAAGGCGGGAGGGUAGGGAAUGGACCUCCUCAUUCUCUUCAACUGGACCUCUCCAGGCGUGGUCUUGGGCGGGAAGUGUCCAUGCUGAUCCAGAGGACUUCCCCAACGCCAGUCUCUGACUUGGUCACGAUUCCGGGGUCCCUUCCGCUUGGCUGCAUCUGCCAUGCUUCACCACGUGGCCAUCUUAUUGCAUUGUCUUCCUCUGGUCAUGGGACAGUAUGACAUCUGCAAGUCUUGGGUCACCACAGACAAUGGGCCCAUGUGGGAGUUUUACGCUUGCCAGCCCAAAGCGAUGGCCAUGAAGGACUUUGCAACGGUCCGGGUGGAACCUUACGGCAUCACCUGCGGGGACCCACCUGAGCGGUUUUGCACUCAUGAAAACCCGUAUUUGUGCAGCGACGAGUGCGACGCUUCCAAUCCGGACCUGGCCCAUCCUCCCAAGUUGAUGUUCGACAAAGAAGACGAAGGCCUGGCCACCUACUGGCAGAGCGUGACCUGGAGCCGUUACCCCAAGCCUCUGUUGGCCAACAUCACCUUGUCUUGGAACAAGACCAUUGAGCUGACCGCCGAUGUCGUGUUGACUUUUGAGUACGGCCGCCCCACCAAAAUGAUCUUGGAGAAGUCCUUGGACAAUGGGAGAACUUGGCACCCCUACCAGUACUACGCGGAUGAAUGCAACGAAGCUUUCGGCAUGCCGGCGAGGAAGGUGAGGGAGCUGUCCACCACCAACGUCAACAGAGUCAUCUGCACGGAGGAAUACUCUCGCUGGGUGGGGUCCAAGAAAGAGAAGGACGUGAGAUUUGAGGUGAAGGACCGUUUUGCCAUUUUUGCUGGGCCCGAACUCCGAAACAUGGACAAUCUUUACACCAGGCUGGAGAGCGCCAAGGGCCUGAAGGAUUUCUUCACCGUGACGGACUUGAGGAUGCGGCUGUUGAAACCGGCGCUCGGGGGCACCUACGUCCAAAGAGAGAACUUGUACAAGUACUUCUAUGCGAUCUCCAAUAUUGAAGUCACAGGCAGGUGUAAAUGUAAUCUCCAUGCCAACCAGUGCAUUUUCAAGGAAGGAAGUCUUCAGUGUGAAUGUGAACAUAACACAACGGGACAGGACUGUGGCAGAUGCAAGAAGAAUUUCCGGAGCAAGUCUUGGAGAGCUGGCUCCUACCUUCCCCGUCCCAACGGUUCUCCUAACGUGUGUGCGGCUCCAAAUUUUGGCAACUGCGAAUGUUACGGACACUCCAAUCGGUGCAGCUUCAUUGAUUUCCUGAACUUGGUCACCUGCAUUAGUUGCAAGCAUAACACUCGGGGACAGCACUGCCAGUACUGUCGGCUUGGCUACUUCCGAAAUAGCUCCGCGGAGCUGGACGACGAGAACGUGUGUGUGGAUUGCAACUGCAACCGAGUUGGCUCGCUGGCCAACCGUUGUAAUGAGACUGGCUACUGCGAAUGCAAAGAUGGGGGCGUGACGGGGCCGAAAUGUGACGAUUGUUUGCCCGGCUACUACUGGAGGCAAGGCUGCUUACCGAAUGUCUGCGACGACGAACUCCUCAUCUGCCAAAACGGAGGCACUUGCUACGAGAACCAGCGGUGCCUCUGCCCGCCGGGAGCCAAGGGCCUCCUGUGUGAACAAACUAAGUGCGAAGGGGAAGACACAGAGUGCGACUCGGUCUCCGGGACGUAUCUCAGCCUCUCGGCCUUCGUGGCCAGCGCGGUGAGCCUACACAUGCAACAACUCUUGGACCUCUGAAGGACGAGGAGAGGAGUUGCGUUGUCAAAAUCCCACGAGAGGAAGUGAAGAAAGAAUUGGGACAACCUGAAAACGUUGCGAGCUCAGAAGAACCAUCCUCCAGCCGAGCUGGUUGUCUCUUGGUCCUUGUUGGCCAAGCGUUGAAGGAUUCAACAGAAGUUCCCGCUCUUUGCAGAUUUUCGGUUGGACAUAGUUGAAAGAACCGUAAGAGAUACCUGUUAUGGGGUCCAGCAAGCCAGGAAAGGAUGCCUCAACAGGACUUGGGGGGAAAUUGCAAAGCGUUUGCAAUUUUCCAACUGUUUCCUCAAGGGGAAAAUUGUUCAGAGCUCUCCUUUGCACAGGGGUAGCUUCCGAAAAGGGGUGGGUUUGGGGUAAAAUGCCAUCGAUCAUCUUGCAUUUAUGUUGCACUGCUCUUUCCCUUCCAAAUCUCUUCUUCCUCCCAGCCCAUUUUUUUUUAAGG
Molecule: messenger RNA, 2425 nt
Organism: Notechis scutatus (mainland tiger snake)
Lineage: Eukaryota; Metazoa; Chordata; Lepidosauria; Squamata; Elapidae
Source: RefSeq, a predicted model, not a curated record